Messenger RNA from Notechis scutatus (mainland tiger snake), 289 nucleotides. Lineage: Eukaryota; Metazoa; Chordata; Lepidosauria; Squamata; Elapidae. The record is from RefSeq and is a predicted model, not a curated record.
AUGGACAGCCGCCUCCUCGAGCACCCCCAUGCCCAGUUUGGCGGCAUGGUGGGCUUCCCCUACCCCAUCGGGCCCCCCCACGUCUACGAGCUGGCCGGCCACCAGCUCCAGGCCGCCGCCGCCGCCGCCGCCGCCGCCUCGGUGCCCUUCUCCAUCGACGGAUUACUCAACGGCUCCUGCGCCGCCGCCGCCGCCGCCGCCGCCGCCGCCGCCUCGGUGGUCAACCCCAACCCGCUCCUCCCCUCCGGCUGCGGCGUCAACGGGGAUGCUCAGCCCUUCAAGCUGGCCG